AUGGAGCAAUUUGUGAAGAGUGGAAACACCUGUCCUGCUUGGGAACAUGAAAUUAUCUCACCUUUGAUCGCUGCAUUGCCUUUUUGGUUCCGGCUGUGGCAAUGUGCAAGGCGCUUUUGGGACACAGGUCAGAAGCGCAACUUGCUGAACUUGGGAAAGUACACCUCGAGCUUGAUUGUGGUGAUAGUAAGUACCCAAGCAUGCCCCAAGUGGCUGGUCGUUCUGGCAUCAGCGGUGGCCACGGCGUAUGCUGCAUGGUGGGAUAUUUGUAUGGAUUGGGGUCUCACCUUCGGAGACCUUUGCUUCUUAACAGGAGCACGCCGAUCCAGUGGAGCUGGAGGAACCUCACACUCAAGCCCUGCAAGUAGCUUCGACGCUGGACUCAACUCACCUGUACCAGGAUCACCUGUACAAUCCUUUGCUGGCAUGAAUGUGCGAAUGGGGCCUGGCAGACAAGCUGACGUAGUCUUCCGUGAGAUCCUACACGUCUUCAUGACUGUGGCGGAGAUUUUUCGCCGAAGCUUCUGGGCUAUUCUGCGGAUCGAGUAUGAGCAGGUGGCCAAUGCCAGUGGAUAUCGGGCACUUCUUUGGGUGCCAAUGAAGGUGGGCCAGAAAGUGAAUGAGCCAAGAGAGCCAAGACGACCUCGCGCCGGGACGGCCGGGAGCAGAUCCACACAGCAAACUCUUCUCGAGUAA
This is a messenger RNA of Durusdinium trenchii, 696 nucleotides long. NCBI's taxonomy places the organism in Eukaryota, Dinophyceae, Suessiales, Symbiodiniaceae. The record is from the annotation of a GenBank genome assembly.